CGAGGCCUCCGGGACGUGGCAACCUGUGACAUCAAGAUCAAGGAGGACAACAGAAGACAAGAUGGGGCUGUGCAAGUGUCCCAAGAAGAAAGUGACCAACCAGUUCUGUUUCGAGCACGCCACCAACGUCUGCGAGAACUGCAUGGUUACAGGACACCCCAGGUGUAUCAUCAAGUCAUACCACAAGUGGCUGGACAGCAGUGAAUAUGACCCCUCAUGUCAAGUGUGUGGUGCCUCGCUGGCCUCCGGGGACUGUGUGCGGCUGGUGUGUUACGAUGUGUUUCAUAAAGAGUGCCUCAACCACUGGGCCAGUCAGCUGCCGCCCAACACUGCCCCAGCUGGCUACAGGUGCCCCAUGUGCUCUGAGCCCGUCUUCCCUGCCCCGAACCUGGUGUCCCCGGUGGCUGACUACCUUCGGGAGACCCUGGCUGCCUACCCCUGGGCCAGGACGGGUCUUGGCCUGCCCCUGAUAGAAGAGAAGAAGAGCCAGGAGGUAGUGGACUCAGCCUGGGGUAGCAUGAACGGGGCGGCGGUGAGCGAGGGCGGCCCACACAGCACCCCCACCCCACACCCCCGGCAAGUGCAGCCCCACCCUGACCUCCACACAUCCCCCCUUGACCCACACUUGCGGCCCAGUGUACAUGGCAGUGUUACCAGCAGCAGUAGUGGCGGGGGGGUGCGGGUCACAGCCAUGGAAGACCCCCCCAUCACCCCUUCAGUUUUCCGAGACACUCACCACACUGCUGCUGCCACCCCAUCUGCUGUGAGUACUAGUGUGGCUCGUAAAGGCUCCUCGUCGGACACCAAGCUGCUCUUAAAUGAGGGACCGGAUGCAGACGAGAGUGAGAAUAAGUACAAGAGGAGGUCUGCUAUCGAGUGGUUCAGCCGAUGGUGGAGGUCGAUGAACCGGCCUGCCUCACGCCACCACCAGGGCUUCGUUUUAGGGGCGCGGCGCAUGGUGAUCUUAUUGGUGGUGCUGGGCUGCCUCACGCUCUUUGUGGUGUUGUCGUACUUCAGCCGCGGGGCCUCGGAUGACGACCCCAUGCUGGACCCCUUCAAUAACCCCAACAUACGCGUGGCAGGGGAAUAGCGGGGAUUGUUUGUUAGCUUGUUGGUUGUUGUUUGAUGUGUGUGUGUGUGUGUGUGUGUGUGUGUUUCCUGUCUCCCAGCCACAUGUGUCUUAUGGAUUGUCAUUUGCACUGUUUUCGAUAGAGGUUUACUUGUUUGUUUUGCGGUGAACUUUUCUUACUGUAUUAACUUUUUUUCUUGUUCUUUUCUUUUUUCUUUUACUCCAUUCACUUUUUUAUUUUUCUUCUUCCUUCAUUUAUUUAUUGUCUUAUAAUUCUUUUUUUCUUCUUUCUUUCUUAUUUGCCUUUCUGUAUUUCUCUAAUGUACACGUAUGGCAGACAAGCUAGAGUGAACAUUGACAAUAAUUGCAUAAGAAACUAAGAGCUGUGGGAGAUGACUGUGCAAGUGAAGAAUCCAUUGCCACACCUUCAUCCUCUCCAAAGUAAUUUAUCCAACGCUGACCUAGACUCAAAGUUUUUUUAAGAAUGGUUGGGUCAUGAAUGGUAGCGAAGUCAUGAAUACAUCUCCACACCCUCAUCUUAUCCAUAGUCAUUUAUCCAACGCUGACAUAGAAUCGGAGUUUUAUAUGAAUGGUGGUGUCAUGAAUAGUCUUUUUGGGGGCAUAAGACACCGCCACAAUGCUCAUGUCUUCUCUGCUCAAGGUAAAGUUCCGAGGGGUGCAAGAAAUAGAAGGAUGGUCAUGUCAGGGGGUUUGAAAAAAGAAUACUCGUGUCAGGCAUAAGAAACUGUGUCAUGUCGAGUGAGUGAAAAAGAAAAAUAGUUGUGUCAGGCAUUAGAAAUAGAAAUAAGAAUAGAAUAGAAAGAAAAAUAGCUGUGUCAGGAGUAAGAAAUAGAAAGAUACUCGUGCCAAGGGUUUGUUCAAUACAUAACAUAACAUGGCGGUCAGUUUGGCAGUAGCGGGACUGAUGACAUUUGUAUCCUGUGCGAAUUGUGUGAGGUUAGUUUGGGUUCCGAGAGGCAAGCUGUAUGUGUGUGUAUGUGUGUGUGUGUGUGCAGGCAUCUAAGCUAAGUUACUUGUGAUUAGCUUCGGUACAUCUUUCCGUCGCCUGUGAUCGUCCCGUCUUAGUUUGUUUACGCUGUUAUUCUCCUUCCAGAGUUUAUAGUUUAAGUCAAAAUCUUUCCGGCACAAAUGUAUGAGUUGAUGUUCUGAGCCACGCUUCUCUCUCUCAUUGGUCCUGCUGGAAGGGUUCACUGCUUCGGAGGUUGAUAAGGGCAGCACAUUACCAGGGUAGUCUCGUUUUUUCAGACUUAAGUGAACUGGAGUUAAUAUGAACACAUGGUUUGAUAUAUUGCAUUUGCUUGGUGAUUCAUAGAUGCCAUUUCAAGGAUUUUAGCACCAGGAAGAAUUAUGUUUUCUAAUCUGAGCAGCUGGUUUAAUAUUUAGGGUUUAUUGAUAUUAUUUAAUUCAAUCAGUUGGUUUGAUAUGCUGGAUUUCUUUGCUGAGUCAGACAUCAUUCCAAGUAGUUUCCACACUUCUUCUUUUUCAUCGAUUCACCCAACCACAUAAGGAUGUUAAAUGAAGAAGAUUCCGAGGAGUUUCCACACCAAGGAGAAUAUUAGUUAAUCCGAGCAGUUGGUUUCGUAUUGUUUGAGUUUGUUUGGUGAUUCAUAGAUGCUAUUCCAAGGAGUCUUCACACCAUGGAGAAAAAUUUGAUGCUGGAAAACUUCACUCAGUCAUGUUGUCUUGCCUUUUUUUAUUUUUCUCUUACUUUACUGUCAUAGUCUCAUUUUUAUCACCCAUGUCUGCUCAUUGAGGGGACUGUAUGGGUCUGCAUCAGUUUUAUAGUUUCCCUUGAUGCCCUUUCAUGGAUCUCUAUAAUAUAAUGGGCACCUAACUUGCUGACAAUGCCCUUACAAUGAUGAUAAAAUUAAUGGCCCAGAGGACUUUUGGGGCCUUAUCCACCUCUGCUCAGCUAUAGUGUGUGUCCCUAACUUUAUCUUACCUUCAUCUACCUCUGCCCUCAACUUCACCUUUAUCCAGCUCUGAUCGGCCCCACACCAGCACUGUAGAUAAUGUACAUACUCCAACACUUGUUGAGUUGGUGGUUGAGUCUUCUCGCCCUCAAUUAUGCGGGGACUGUUGUUGUUGCUGCUUCCAUGCACCGAUUUUAGUUUAUUUCACACGAGUGGUUGAGACGACUACAUAUUUAAUCUUUAUGCAUCUAAAGUUAAUCGACAUUCUUGUGCUAGGCUCAUAUAAUGUUAAGGAGGCAUACAUAUUGCCGAGGAAGCUGUGGCAAGUGUAUAUUCAUCUUUUGUAUUAUUAGCUGUGUUGUAUAUAUGGCCUAUUAUACUGGUGUAAAUAUGAAUUAUAUAUUAUAUAUUUGAGAUACAAGUGUGAGGUUAUUUUGCAUACCAUUAACUGGUGUCCAAUGCAAAAAGGAUGAAGACUGAUUGAUCUAUUGGGGUGUGUAGUCAUGGCACCUCAACUACUGUGGCCAUGUGGUGCUGGAGAGAUUAAGAGAGUACAGCAUG
This is a messenger RNA of Eriocheir sinensis (Chinese mitten crab), 3564 nucleotides long. RefSeq names its product zinc finger protein-like 1. Lineage: Eukaryota; Metazoa; Arthropoda; Malacostraca; Decapoda; Varunidae. The record is from RefSeq and is a predicted model, not a curated record. Bases 62 to 1090 code for a protein of 342 amino acids. The transcript is spliced from 6 exons. Gene Ontology annotation, cellular component: Golgi apparatus.